UUCCUUAUCACAAAGAUAAACUUUCCAUCCUUUUCUCUCUGUGUAGAUCUAUCUCUGUGAAACCAUGGAAGGAGUGUCUUCAGCAGCCAUUGAAGUUCUUCUCCAAAACCUCAUCAACCUUUUCAAGGAUGAGUACUCUCUGCUUCGAGGUCUCGAUGGAGAUGCACAGCAGCUGCAGAGGACUCUGGGGAUGAUUCAAGCCUACUUGAAUGAUGCUGAGAAGAAAUCUAUCACCCAAGAUGCUGUCAAGAUAUGGUUGAGGGAGCUUGAAGCCAUGGCUUUCGAUGCAGACAAUGUCCUGGAUGAACUCAACUAUCAUCUUCUCCACAAAAAAGUACAGAAGAUGAAAUCAUCCAAGGAUAAGGUACUCUCAUGCUUCUCAUCCUUUAAUGGAAUUUCACGUCGGCGUGAUAUGGCUUACACAAUCAAACAAAUCAAUGCUACUUUUGAGUGUAUGAACAAAAGGGCAACAGAGCUUGGCAUUCAAAGCAUGGUUCUGAAUGCACCUGCUGCUGCUGCUCAUACUUCCACUGAGACGGAUUCGUUCAGUCUUGAUCCAAUUUUUAUUGGAAGAGAUGAUGAUGUGCCUAAACUAGUUCACAUGCUCACCGAGGUCCAGGAUGAUCGGAUCUUUUCCAUGGUCGCCCUUGUCGGAAUGGGGGUAUGGGGAAGACUACAUUGACUAGGAAAGUCUUUAAUCACGAAAGCUUAAAGGCUCGAUUCGGAUCACUUAUUUGGGUUCAUGUUUCCCAAAAUUUUGAUCCAAUCAGUCUUUUUAAAAAAAUUCUUUCAGCAUUGGUUUCAGAUAUUGGUGAUGGAGGUGAGAACAGAGAACUUAUGUUGAAAAAGCUUCAAGAAUCUCUCAAGGGUAAAACCUAUCUUCUUGUUCUUGAUGAUAUAUGGAAUGAUGAUGUUUCGAAAUGGGAAGACUUUAUAAACUCCAUAUUGGGAGUUACUUCUACUAAUGGAAAUGGCAUUAUCAUCACCACCAGGAGUGAAAAAGUUGCUUCUAUUGUUAACCCAUUUCAUAUUCAUCAUUUGAAUGGCUUAUCAGAUGAAGAUUGUUGGUCUAUAAUCAAAGUCAAAACUUUUGAUGAAAAUGGUGAAGUUCCAUCACGAUUCGAGAUGAUUGGAAGAAAGAUUGCUAAAAGAUGUCAGGGUAUGCCCUUAGCUGCCAAUGUAGUCGGGGGAGUGCUUCGCGGUAAGCCUGAAGAAGAGUGGAGCUUCAUCAAAGAAAAUUGGUUUUCAGAUGCUAAAGGAGGUGAAAAUAUCUCAAAAAUACUGAAAUUGAGCUAUGAUCACCUCUCUUCACCAUCGCUCAAGAAGUGCUUCACGUUUUGUUCGAUUUUCCCCAAAGGUCGGGAAAUCGUGAAGGGGGAGUUGAUUGAACUAUGGAUGGCAGAAGAGUUUCUUCAACCAAGCCGAAGAGAUUAUAUGGAGUUCGUGGGUAACAUGUUUUUUAAUGUGCUUCUACAAAACUCUUUGUUGCAAGUUGCAUAUAGAGAUAUAUAUGGAAAUGUUUCAGUUUGUGUGAUGCAUGAUCUUGUGCAUGAUCUAGCAUCUUCUGUUCUAUCUAAUAAUACAGAUGGCAGUACCCAAGUUCGAUACAUGUUUCUCAAAGAAGAAUCCAUUCCUAUUCCAAAAGAAGUGGCCAAGCAUUUGCGUACAUUAUUCUUGGAUGGUGGAAUUCCUUGUACUAUAUUCCGAAACUUUAAAUGUCUGCAUAAUCUAACUCUUUCGGGUGAUUACAAAGAGUUGCCCGAUUCAAUUAAAGAGUUGGUACAUUUGAGAAAUCUGAAUAUUUAUGGUACAGAAAUUGUAAACUUGCCGAAGUGGAUUGGUAAACUCCAUCACUUGCAAACACUAAGAGCAUGCCAGGAGUUAAAGAAUCUUCCAAGUACGUUGAAGUAUAUGUUUAACUUAAGGCAUCUUCAUAUCUAUUCUUAUACAAAGUUGCCGGCGGAGAUUGGGAGAUUAACUAGUCUCCAAACACUACCUCACUUCAUAGUAGGCAAAGAGAAGGGCUACCAAAUUGAAGAGGUUGGAAGUUUGAAGAAUCUCAAAGGAACACUAGUGAUUCGUAAUCUAGAGAUGGUGCGUGAUAAGGAAGAGGCUCUGAAAGCAAAUAUGUUUCAGAAGCCAAACUUAUUUGAUUUGGUGUUUCAAUGGGAUAAAGGUAGAGAAGAUGAAACAAAUGAUGAGAGUGUACUGGAAGGCCUCCAACCUCAUGCUAAUCUAAAGAAGUUGGAGAUUGUCGGAUUCAAAGGAAAAUGAUUUCCAACAUGGACUGAGAAGAUGGCAAUACAUGAUGGGCCUCAAGGCUCUUCGGUACCACUUGCCAACUUAAUUGAAAUUACACUCUCUGAGUGCUCAGAAAUAGAGGAAAUCCCAGCACUUGAGCACUUGUCUAAUCUCAAGUCUCUUUCUUUGAAAGGAUUGAAGAAGGUGAGGCUCAUAAAUACUUCAUUCAAUCAGUUAACGUCACUCCAAAUAGAAGAGUUAGAUCGAUUGGAAUGUCUGCCAGAAUGGUUAUUCCUUAACAAUCAGAAUCUCACAUAUUUUGGAAUAUGCAACUGUCAUGUGUUGAGAGAAUUACCAGAUGGCUUGGACACGCUCACCUUUCUGAAGAAUUUGCUUAUUUGGGGUUGUGAGAAUCUGAAGUCGAUUGGGAAUCCAAGUGGUGGAGCAAGACAAUCAGAAGGGAUCCUCCGUGGGCUAAGAAUUAUAGAAUGCGGAGAGCUGAUGGAGUUGCCGUGUGAAAUGCUAGAGUUGUGGGCCCCUACAAUUAAGUAUCUCUCAUUGGAGAGAUUAAGGAGGCUAAAGAAUCUACCAGUGCUAAUCGACUGCCUCGCUAAAUCAUCUACUUGUCUCACACAAUUGAAAAUCAAAGGUGUUCCUAAAUUGAUGGCUGCUAGUAGUGGUAAUGUUGAGAGUUGGGAUCUUAGCAGCUUGAAAGAAUUAGAUGUAGAUGUGAGUGUGGAAUGGUCAAGAGAGGAUAGUGUUGGCAUUGCAGAGACUGUGGAAGGAAUGCUGCAGAGAUGCUGCAACUCACUUAAUAACUUACAUUUUAAGGGGGUGGAAAAUUGGGCAUGGCUGCCCCAAUCAAUUCAAAAUCUCACUGUUCUUGAUUGGUUAUGGUUGGAGAAUAUAGGAGUAGAAGAAUUGCCCCAAUGGUCAAGGAACCUCUCAUCUGUGAUACAGUUAUGCCUAUAUAGAUGCAACAAGUUGAAGCGUCUGCCCUCUGUGGAUGCAUUGAAGCACCUCACCGUUAAUGAUUGACCAGAACUACGUAUUGAUUCGGAGUGGCGCAAACACCAUCGCCUUCUGAAUAUCUAUGUCAAUGGCCACCCCGUUUGAAUGUUGUAGCAACGUGGAGGGAGUUGGUGGCCAUGAAUGGAUGGAUCCGAAGUUGGUGGCCAUGGCUGCAGCAGGCUAAAAUCAAAGUGAGAUGGUUGCUACACCUAAUCCUUUAAAUAGGAAUGAAUGCUUGAUUGCUUGAAUAUUGCGCCAACACAUUCACGUGCAACUAUCAUUUCUUGCCUUAAUCAAUCAUAUAAUGGAGGGAGUACAGUGUUUCGUAUGUGUAUUGGAGGUAUUUGGCACUCUGUCAGAUGCUGCUUGGGGUGGCCGUUGCUUGAAAACCAGUGGAUCUUUAUUCGGGUUUUGCCAUCCUGUGCAUGCGGGAGUUUGCAUGGUGAACUUGCGUAUGAUAGUUUGGUAAAGAUGGUAUCGAUGCAUCAAGUUACAUGAGACUUGAUAUGGUUGAUUGUAGAAAUGUUAUUAGCAGUAUCAGAAAUUCUGAGUUGUUGAAUAGUUGAUGCAUCCUAAGUUGAGUAGAUUUUAUAAUUCAAUAUUUUCACUUGCUUAUUUGGUUGGUUUCUGUUGGUAUGUAUGUGGGUUACUCUUGCCACCAUAUUACUUCUUCCCAAGGCA
Salvia hispanica is the source of this 3933-nucleotide messenger RNA. The record is from RefSeq and is a predicted model, not a curated record. NCBI's taxonomy places the organism in Eukaryota, Viridiplantae, Streptophyta, Magnoliopsida, Lamiales, Lamiaceae.